This is a messenger RNA of Amborella trichopoda, 1491 nucleotides long. Its product is annotated as transcription factor bHLH30. NCBI's taxonomy places the organism in Eukaryota, Viridiplantae, Streptophyta, Magnoliopsida, Amborellales, Amborellaceae. Gene Ontology annotation, molecular function: DNA-binding transcription factor activity; protein dimerization activity. The record is from RefSeq and is a predicted model, not a curated record. Gene Ontology annotation, biological process: regulation of DNA-templated transcription.
CCCCCCCCUCCCCUCUCUCUCAUCUUUCUCUCUUUUCUUUUCGCUUUACUGGUUCGGUCUCAAAGAAGCGUUGGAGAGCUUUAAUGGCAGGAAACCUUUUCUUUUGAAUUAGAGGGAGAAGCGAGUGUCUGAAGUUUCCCAGAAAGAAGAUAUAAUGUUCAGGGCAUGAACCUCGGGGAAAGGAUACAUGGCUCCUAAAAAGCUUCCGAUUCAAAAGAGAUCACCAUAAAUAACAAAAACCAGGAACGCAUGCAUAAAUGAGACAGAAAAAAGCGCUUGACCUUCCUGUUUCCACUGUUUUGCAGCACUUUGAAAGUGAGAGGAGAGAGACAGAGGGCUACCCUGUCUGUAGAAGGAGAGAGAAGUCUCUUUGCAAGUGACGCUCAGCUUCACUGUACAUGUCAGAGAGAGAGAGAGCCCAAUUGUCUUUUACGUGAAGCACAGGUCUCUAGAGAGAGACAAAAGAAGAGAGCCAACUGAUUUGCAUUGAGAGAGAGAGAGCGAGAGAGAGUUGGGGAAUGAUUCCUUUUGUUCCUCCCGGCUUCACUUUGCGCGACGGUUACUGCUACAUGAACAACACCACCACCACCACCACCACCACCACACAGUGUUGGGACCAAGGUCGAUAUUUACAAAAGCUGGCCUGUAAAUCAUCAUCUUCUCCUUGUUCGGUGCUCACUCUGUUGAAUGAUGAUAAUAAUAAUAACAGUGAGAAGGUGAAUAUUUGUUGGAGAGAGAAGGAGGCGAAAGCAGCUGCUGCGUCCAAGAGUCACAGUGAUGCCGAAAGAAGACGAAGAGAACGCAUCAAUACCCACCUCAACACUCUCCGAAACCUCCUUCCCAACACCACCAAAACGGACAAGGCAUCCCUUCUAGCCGAGGUGGUCCGGCACGUGAAGGAGUUGAAGCAACAUGCUAAGGGCACAGAGGGCCAUGGCCCAAUUCCCGGAGAGGCGGAUGAGCUCACAGUGGUGCACCCCGAGCCCUCAUCCUCUCUCAUAAUGGCCACUCUAUGUUGUGAGGAUCGGCCGGGCCUCCUCUCCGAGCUCACAAAUGCCUUCAAGGCCCUAAGGCUACGCACAGUCAGGGCCGAGAUCACGACCCUAGGCGGCCGAGUAAAGAACGUGUUCUUUAUUGAUCGUGAGCAUUCUGAGACUAGCCUUAGUUGUUUAGAAGACACGCUCAAGGCCAUCAUGGUCAAGCCUGGCCCUCCCCCUAUAGUGAGGCAUGAGAGCAAAAGGCCACGCAUCAACUACCAUAACAAUGACUUCAUGGUGUAAAUUUGGUCUACUGGGGGCGGUCAGGGCUUUAGAUCAAUCGCUAGUCCUCUUUUAUUCUUUUUGUUUUUGAGGGUUAUGGUUAUGUUUUUUCUCCUCUUUUAUUCUUUUUGUUUUUGGGGGUUAUGGUUACGUUGCAGUCUUUGUGGGUAGUUUAGUGGAAAAGGAUUUUAUACCUUUAUUAAGAAUGGAACUCGAGACAUCAUGUUUGUCA